AUGGCUACUGCAACAUGUCAAAAACUACUAAAAUGGAAGAGUGUGUUUACAAAUUUAAAAUCUUGUUUAAUACAAACUGGUGUCAGGAAUACCACCUGCUGUCGAAAUAAAAGUUCAGCUGUUAGUUUCAAUUGGGAAGAUGCAUUAAAUUUAGAAAGUGCAUUAAUGGAAGAUGAAAAAAGUGCAAAGGAUAUGGUUAGACAGUUUUGUCAAGAAAAGUUAAUGCCUAGGGUUCUUGUAGCCAAUAGGCAAGAAAUUUUUCAUAAAGAAAUUUUUCCUGAAAUGGGUGAACUGGGUUUACUUGGAUGCACUUUAGAAGGCUAUGGUUGUGCAAACAUGUCUUAUUGGAUAUCGUUCUGCUAUAGUGUUCAGUCAUCAUUAGUUAUGUUUCCAAUUCAUGCGUAUGGGUCAGAAAAACAGAAAGAAAAAUAUUUGCCCAGGUUGGCUAAGGGAGAAUUAAUAGGGUGUUUUGGACUGACAGAACCUAAUCAUGGUAGUGAUCCAAGUGGAAUGGAAACCAAGGCUGUAUAUAAUAAAAAUACUAAAACGUACAAAUUAUCAGGUAGUAAAACUUGGAUAACUAAUUCUCCAGUAGCUGAUAUAGUCGUAAUUUGGGCAAGGUGUGAUGAUGGAAAAAUAAGAGGUUUUAUAUUAGAAAAAGAAAUGAAAGGUGUAAGUUUACCUAAAAUAGAAGGUAAAUUUUCAUUAAGAGCAUCAGCCACAGGAAUGAUAUUAUUAGAUGAUGUAGAAGUUUCAGAAGAACAAGUUUUACCAAAAGCAGAAGGUUUAAAAGCUCCCUUUAGUUGUUUGAAUAAUGCUCGUUUAGGUAUAAGUUGGGGAGCUCUAGGAGCAGCUGAAUUUUGUUUGGAAUCUGCUAGACAAUAUGUCCUCGAUAGAAAGCAAUUUGGUAGACCAUUAGCUUGUAAUCAGUUAAUCCAGAAAAAAUUAGCAGAUAUGUUAACGGAAAUUUCAAUAGGUUUACAAGCUUGCUUACAUGUUACAAGGCUCAAAGAAAAAAAUAUGGAAACUCCUGAAAUGAUUUCAAUGUUAAAAAGAAAUUCUACUGGAAAAUCUUUAGAAAUAGCAAGAGUGGCUAGAGACAUGUUGGGGGGAAAUGGAAUUUGUGAUGAAUAUCACAUAAUAAGGCAUGUUAUGAAUUUAGAAGCUGUUAAUACCUAUGAGGGAACUCAUGACAUUCAUGCACUUAUAUUAGGUAGAGCAAUUACAGGUAUUCAAGCUUUUAAGGGAUAA
Molecule: messenger RNA, 1251 nt
Organism: Pediculus humanus corporis (human body louse)
Lineage: Eukaryota; Metazoa; Arthropoda; Insecta; Psocodea; Pediculidae
Product: glutaryl-CoA dehydrogenase, putative
Exons: 2
Coding region: 1-1251 (416 amino acids)
Biological process (GO): fatty acid beta-oxidation using acyl-CoA dehydrogenase; fatty-acyl-CoA biosynthetic process
Cellular component (GO): mitochondrial inner membrane
Molecular function (GO): glutaryl-CoA dehydrogenase activity; fatty-acyl-CoA binding; flavin adenine dinucleotide binding
Source: RefSeq, a predicted model, not a curated record